Molecule: messenger RNA, 2234 nt
Organism: Daktulosphaira vitifoliae (grape phylloxera)
Lineage: Eukaryota; Metazoa; Arthropoda; Insecta; Hemiptera; Phylloxeridae
Product: spindle assembly abnormal protein 6 homolog
Exons: 12
Coding region: 259-1941 (560 amino acids)
Biological process (GO): centriole replication
Cellular component (GO): centrosome; centriole
Source: RefSeq, a predicted model, not a curated record
UUUUAAUUCUUUUCAGAAAACUCAAUCUUAUUUAUUUUUAAUUGUCUAUUAAGAAAUAGAUUAAUUUUUUUUCUUUUAUACAGUAUCGGUUCAGUAAGUUAAAAAACUAAAUUUGAAAUUACUUUCGUAUCAAGCUGAUAAAAAACAGGAAAUGCAAAACUCAACAGUUGAUAAGAAUUCAAAUAACUGAAAACAGUAAAACUAGUUUAGCAAAAUACAAUUUUUAAUAUUUACUAUGUGAGCGUGUGGAGUACUAUUAUGAAAGAAACAAUGUAUUCAAAAAUUAAAAGUGUUUAUGUCAAAGAUUCUGGACACAAUGACAAAGUACCACUUGAUAUAAUGAUUACGGUAGAACUAAUUUACCAAAACAAUGAAAAAAUUCUUUUCAUAUCAGCAUCUGAUGAAAAUGAUCCUCUAUUUUAUAUUACUGCAAAUAUUAAUGAAGAUUCAUUCAGAACAAUCAAAGAUUCACAAGAUUUAGUCGUCAGUUUUGAUCAUUUUCCAAAUCAAAUUGUACAAUUAUUAAACAACUCCGAUAUCAAUGAAGGACCUAGUAGGUUUAAAUUAUUAAUACAAGAUGAAUACAUUGGAAAUAAAUCAUACAAAGGUUGUAAAUAUAUGUUUAAAAUCAUUGAAUUAAAUGAGUUUAAAAAUCUGUGUCAUUUGGCCAUAGAAAUGUCAAAACCAUCUGACUCUGAUGUGGCAAAAAAUAUUUGUAAAAAAAUGAAUGAAAUUAAAAAUUUAAUUGAUUUAAAAGAUAAAGAAACUGAAAUACUUAAACUAGAAGUUACAAGAUUACGUAAUGAUAUAAUAAGUAAAAAUAAUGAAUUGGAAAGGUACCAGUUAUCCAUGAAUGAUGAAAAGUGUAGUCUUACUGCUAGACUAGAAAAAGAGAUCAGUUUAUGGAAAGAAAAAUAUGAAAAAUUGGACUUAGAACGGAUGAAACAACUACGAGAAAAGCAUGAAGAGAUGAUAGUUCAACAAGAAAGACUUAAUGUAUCACUUCAAACAACUAUAAAAUCUCAAAAUAAGGAAAUACAAUCUUUAUUGGCACAAUCAGAGAAUAAAUCUCAACAGAUUAGUGAAAUGACUAUUCAAAUAAAAUCACUAGAAUCUAGAAACAAAACAUUUUGUGAAGAAAUUUCAUCACUCGUUGCAACCAAUCAGAAUGUAACAUCUGAUAGAGAUAUGAAAAAAAAAAUUAUUGAGAGUAUGCAAGCCCAUAUUUCUACUCUAGAAAAGGAAAUACAGCAAAACACUCAAUUACUUCAAAAACAAAAUAACUACUAUGAAAUUUUAAGCAACUUAAAAGAACAGCUGACAAGUGUCAAAAAAGAAAAUGAAGAAUUAAAAAAACAUAAUGAAGAUAGAUUAAAUUCUAUGUGUGAUGAGUUAAAAAAAGCAAAUAAAAUUAUAAAAAAACUCCAUGAAUCUAAUGAAGAACAAACCACUAAACUAUUACUUAGUAAAGAUAUUGCUCUCAGACAAAAGGAAGAUAUUAUUAAAUAUCAAAAUGAAAAUGAUGUGCUAACAAAAUCAUUUGAAGAAAAGAAUCUUAAAAUUGAAAGUUUAACAUCUGAGUUAACAGAAGUUAAAAAUCGCUUGGCAACUGUUGAACAAAAUUUAAAGGAAAAAGAAGAACGCAUUGCUAGCAAUGACAAAGUGAUCCAUUGGUUGAACAGUAAAUUAAAUAACUGUGAGAUCACUGCAAAACCAUUAAGCUCAAUAUCAGAAACAAAUAAUAUAACUAAAAGUAAUAUUACCGCCACUAAGUCUCUUGGAAAGUUCUCUACUUCCACUCCGGCUACAACUGAAUUGGACGAAAAGAAGACUAAACAAAUUGGUAGAAGAUUAAAUUUAAAAAAUGGAAAUUUGACCAGUCAUUUUAAGGUACCUUUAAAAGACAAUGCAUGUAUAGAAAAAAACUGGAACAAUGGAUAGGUAGGUGGGUAGGUUUAGAUUAAAUUUUCUAGAAGUUUUAGAAUUUAGAUUGGCUCUAUUAAAAAUAUAUCGAUCAGGGACUAACAAUUAAUUAUCUAAGAAAAGCAAAGUGAUACCAAAAUGUAUUGAGCCUCAGAAAAAGAAACUUAACAAUAACAGCAUUAUUACCAACCCCUAAUAUAAAUUUAUACUCAAGUUAAAAAAAUUAUGGUCAGCUUGCACUAGAAAUCAAUUACCAACCCUAAGAAUCAUACAUUUCUACCCACAUAACCACGCAUUCUUCUCUCUUAAUA